Molecule: messenger RNA, 351 nt
Organism: Rhizophagus irregularis DAOM 181602=DAOM 197198
Lineage: Eukaryota; Fungi; Glomeromycota; Glomeromycetes; Glomerales; Glomeraceae
Source: RefSeq, a predicted model, not a curated record
UAUGAUUCAUCUGAUGAGGAUCUUAUCACUCAUAUUUCCAAACGAUGACGUGUUGAAAAAUCAAAUGAAUUUGAAACAUUUAUCAAAGGUGAUCGUGCCACUAUCAUUUGUUUAUUUAAAAUUAGAAUAUUAUUAUAUUUUAAUUUUAUUAAUAUUUAAUAGCGACACAAAGAAGAGUUUCCAAACCUAGCAAAUAUGGCAAAGGAUUAUUUAGGAAUCCCAGCCACAAGUGUACCUUCGGAAAGAGUAUUUUCAAGUGCUGCAGAUGUAGUAACAUCAGAUAGAGCACGUCUUGCUCCAGAAACAAUACGUGCUAUUAUGUGUUUAAAACAUUGGUAUCGUUCAGGUAUU